Messenger RNA from Triticum dicoccoides, 751 nucleotides. Its product is annotated as small nuclear ribonucleoprotein SmD1a-like. Gene Ontology annotation, molecular function: RNA binding. The transcript is spliced from 4 exons. Gene Ontology annotation, biological process: spliceosomal snRNP assembly; RNA processing. The record is from RefSeq and is a predicted model, not a curated record. The coding region runs from base 42 to 365 and encodes 107 amino acids. Lineage: Eukaryota; Viridiplantae; Streptophyta; Magnoliopsida; Poales; Poaceae.
UGUUGCGGAUUUGGGCGUUUCUGUUUGGCCGCAGGUUCUUGAUGAAGCUGAACAACGAGACGGUCACCAUCGAGCUCAAGAACGGCACUACCGUCCACGGCACCAUCACCGGUGUUGACAUAAGCAUGAAUACUCAUCUGAAGACCGUAAAGCUCACAAUGAAAGGGAAGAAUCCUGUAACCCUUGAUCACAUCAGUGUGAGAGGAAACAACAUUCGGUACUACAUCCUCCCUGAUAGCUUAAACCUGGAAACGUUGCUGGUUGAGGAUACCCCCAGGGUCAAGUCUAAGAAGCCAACUACAGGGAAGCCUAUGGGUCGGGGUCGCGGACGCGGCCGUGGGCGUGGUCGGGGCCGGGGGCGCUGAGCUUUAUUGUUCCCUGCUUUGGAAGCUCGUGCAGUGCAAGUCCCUACAGCGUAACCUGCUUCCUCUGCGAGCUAUGUCGAAGAAUGUUUCUGUUCUGUUAGAAGAUGUCAAUCUAAGCCUCCAGACUUUUGAAAUGCUAAGUGGCAUCCUGUGCUGUUACUUGUUACCCUGGAAUUCUUGCCCUUGUGCUUUUGCGUAGCAGUAAGUUGUGUUUGAGUAGAAGCUGACCCUUUUUCUUCUGUGGCAAUGCUUGAGAUUAAACUGGGCUGGGGACAUUGGUAUUUCAGAUUACGCGUUGACAUAUUCAUCUGAAUCAUGCACAUGUGAACAUUUCUUGCCUGUAUGAUGCGAUGUUAGGCUUGAUCAUUUUCUGUGAUUUGAUUUUC